Rana temporaria (common frog) is the source of this 710-nucleotide messenger RNA. It is a transcript of the gene MRPS24, whose product is annotated as mitochondrial ribosomal protein S24. The record is from RefSeq and is a predicted model, not a curated record. Gene Ontology annotation, cellular component: mitochondrion. NCBI's taxonomy places the organism in Eukaryota, Metazoa, Chordata, Amphibia, Anura, Ranidae. Gene Ontology annotation, biological process: translation. The transcript has 4 exons. Bases 88 to 603 code for a protein of 171 amino acids.
UGCAGAUGUCGCUGCCCUUCCUCGCUUCCUCUACCACAAGGUCAUACGUACGAUGCCGCUGACCGGGACUCGUUGGUACGCUGGAAGAUGGCGGCGUCCAUGAGCAGUGCUGUGUGUCUAUUACAGGUUUUACCUAAAGGACUAGAUUUUAUUCUUCCCAGAUAUUGUCAAAUUCGUGCCAUUCAGACAACCUCCAUAUGUCUAAAGAACCGGGCAGCACGUGUGCGUGUGAGUAAAGGUGACAAGCCUGUGACCUAUGAAGAAGCCCACCCUCCGCACUUUAUUGCUCAUAGGAAAGGCUGGCUGUCUCAACACUCAAGUAACUUGGAUGGUGAAGAGGGCGCUGCAGGGCGUACUAUAGAAGAUAUCUACAUUCGAAAAUUUAUGUUUGGCACUUUCCAUGGCUGUCUGGCUAAUGAGAUUUUGAUCAAGAGACGAGCCAAUGUUAUAGUGAUCUGUGCCAUCCUUCUCCAAAAGUUUGCUCCAAACAAGCUCUAUUUUAUAACUGGCUACACCGAGACCAUGCUGUCUUACUUGUACAAAUGCCCAGUGAGGCUUGAAAUACAGACUGUAGAAGAUAAAGUCUUUUACAAAUGGUUGUAAUUCCACCCUUAAGAGCUAAUUUUCCUUGUCUGAGUGAUCAGCAAUUAUGGAUGAUCAUUUUUCCAAAAUCUCUAAAAUGUGUGUAAAUAAACUAUUUGUUUUUUGUA